CACCGCCACUUGCUCGGCACCGAACAGCUUAAGCUGUGGAUGAGGGAGAUAAGGCUUGUUACAGAAUAUAAAAACCGUAUCGAUAGAUUAUUAACAGAGACACAAAAAGCCCGUGAAGCAGAUAAGGGGAGAUACAAAGAUGUGUUAGAAAGUUGUGGAGCAAUGAAGCAACAUAUAGCAAUAUGCCAGAGUCAGUUUGAAGAUCUACAAAGUGAAUGCAAAAAAGUAAAGGAGGAUUAUGACAAAUUGAAGAUAGAUGCAGAAAAGAUCAAAACAUCUUGAUGUUUUGGUGGUUUUCUAUUCGUCAUGUGAAUAUAAUAAUUCAAAUUCACAUGCACCGCACAUGCACAUGCACCGAUAAAUCGGAUGUCACUAUUAUACACUUAUUUCUACAGAUAUAAUAAGAAUUCAAUGAAUGUUUUGGCUGUGAGAACACA
Papilio machaon (common yellow swallowtail) is the source of this 437-nucleotide messenger RNA. RefSeq lists its product as uncharacterized. The record is from RefSeq and is a predicted model, not a curated record. The coding region runs from base 40 to 282 and encodes 80 amino acids. The transcript has 3 exons. Lineage: Eukaryota; Metazoa; Arthropoda; Insecta; Lepidoptera; Papilionidae.